Bicyclus anynana (squinting bush brown) is the source of this 2628-nucleotide messenger RNA. RefSeq names its product thioredoxin domain-containing protein. Bases 201 to 1139 code for a protein of 312 amino acids. The transcript has 7 exons. NCBI's taxonomy places the organism in Eukaryota, Metazoa, Arthropoda, Insecta, Lepidoptera, Nymphalidae. The record is from RefSeq and is a predicted model, not a curated record.
UUGUCAACUUCAAAAAAUAAAGCGUGGAAUUUUAAAGUUCUUAAUAUUUUUAUUUUGAUGUAUUUUCAUUUUUUCAGUUUUCUUUCAUAGUUUCAUUUUAAAAUUUAAAUGCUUAAUUUUCUACUGAAUGAAAAAUAGUUUGAUAAAACUAAGUUUUGGUAUUUAUCUUCUCACCUAACUUUUGCAGUUAAGUUACCAGAAUGCGUUUACCGUUUUGUCUGCUGUUCUUUAUCAUUCUGAAAGUUCAAAGCCAAAACUUGCAAAGUGUAAGCGAUGAUGAAUUGCUGCAACUUAUAAAAGAGGAGGAAAAGUUAAUUGUAUUAUUUUCAAAACCAAACUGUGAUGUUUGUAAUAAGUUGGAACAAAACCUUGACAGUCUAAAUGACGAUUUUGCGAAGCACAUGAACGCCUUGACUGUCAAAACUGUUCACAGUCAUUUAGCAAGACUAUAUAGUCCUACUAAAGAGCCAGCUGUUGUAUUCUUCAGACAUGGGGUCCCAUUGCUCUAUGAUGGUGAACCAGAUGAAAAUGAGCUUUAUGGGUUUUUGGAAAAAAAUCAGACGCCAGCAGUAAAAGAGCUGACUGAUAAAAUAUUUGAACACAUGACACAAGCAGCUACUGGUGCCACAACAGGAGAUUGGUUUGUCAUGUUUUAUGGGGCAUCCUGUGUGGAUUGCCAAAGGCUACAUGCCGUGUGGGAAGGUGUGGGCGCAACAUUACGCGGACGCAUUAAUGUUGCCAGGGUCGACGCCAACCUGGCAGGGGUCAAUACAGCCAAAAGAUUCAAGGUUGCCAAAUUGCCAGCAUUUCUCUUCUUUCGCCUUGGAAAAGUUUAUCGAUAUGAUUUACCAAAAAGAGAUAUCAAAUCCUUUGUUACUUUUGCUCAAGAUUGGUACAAAAACUCAAAGGGUGAAACUGUCCCACUUCUUUCAUCUCCAUUUGAUGAAUUGGUCGAUUGGUGCGUUGAAAUGAUCAAAUUCAGCGUAGCCUUUGGCUUGGACAUAUUGGUGAGAUAUCCUUGGAUCUGGCAGAUAGGGCUGGCGGGAUUCGGUCUUGUCGCUAUCACAGCCCUCAUUGCUAUUGUCAAAGCUGGAAAAUCUAAACCUAAAGAAGUUAAAAAAGAGAAGAAGAGUAAAUGAUUUAUCGUUUAGCACAAUAAUAAAAUAAAUAGCAGUUAACACGUUCGCUGCGGCACUGAUUUUUCAGUACUUUACCAAUACAAUACGAGGUUUUUUGACCUCGUACUAAAACUUUUUGUGGUGUGGUACGAGGUUAAUUGACCUCGUACUAAUACUUUUUGUGGUGUGGUACGAGGUUAAUUGACCUCGUACCGUGCAAUACGAGGUUUUUUGACCUCGUACUAAUACUUUUUGUGGUGUGAUACGAGGUUAAUUGACCAUGUACCGCAGCGAACGUAUCAAAUUGACGAAACAGAAGCACAUUAAUAAAUUAUGAGGUUUGUUUGCAUGAUAAUGUAUAAAAUAUCUAUAGAGUUGGGACUAUAUAAAUGGAUGACUGAGUGGGGCAGUGGGAAAAACUGAUUGUUGUUUGUAAAACAAUCAUUUAAUUUUAUAUAAUUAUGUUGUAACUUAAUGUACAUAUAUGUAUUGGUCUAAAUUCCAGCAUUAGAAAUAUAUACCCUCGUCCAUCGAUCUCCUAUUAAAAAGUGGAUGCACAAACAGCGACCAAAAAACCUCCCCACUCAAUGAGUGCCAAACAGAACUUCUUGGCACUCAAUUCAAGUAGUCGCAUUUGCAAUUUCAACCUUAAACUCAAUUCUUAAGGUUGAAUUAUAUUAUAUUUAAAGGCUUUCAGGUAUAAUUUUCUUUACAAAAAAUUCUAAAACUGUCAAAGCAAAAUUAAUCAGUUUUUAAGUGAAAUUUUCUACAUGAUUGUGCAUCCUUUUAUUAUAAGAGGUCAAUGCCCUCAUCUGUUAUUUAUUGAAAAAUGAUAGAUAAUAUUCACAUUGACACUGCAAAUGUUGCUUAGUUAAACUGCAUUCAGAUAAAUCUUACAAAAUUUAUGAAAACAUGAACUUAAUACAAUAAUGCAUAAAAUGUGCUUUCAUUUGACAUAUUAUAUGACUAAAUAACUGAUGUGGGUGUAUAAAAACAUUUACUCAUCUGUUUAUAUCUGGCAACCUCACAGUUGCAGUGGUUUAAGUUUAACUAGGCAACCUAUUUGCAAUGGGUCAAUUCAAUGUAAUUUUUUUUGAUACAGAGAGUAAGAGUAAGAGAGAGGCACAAUUAUCCGUCCACUUUAAUAUACCUACUCGCGUCAUGUUAAGAAAAAAAUCAAAAUUUCACAUUAAAAAAUAUACUCAGAGCACAAUUAUCCGCCCACUUUAAUAUGACGCGAGUAUAUUAAAGUGGGAGGAUAAUUAUUGUGCUUUGUGCCUCUAAAUAUUUUUCUUAUGCUGGGUCUCCUACUAUAUGAAUUAAUGAGAUUUAUCUGCGCAUAUUUCUUGCAACAUUAAUGUCGCGUCAGUGGUAGAAAUAGAAAUCUUUGCAUUUUGUUGUCCGUCCUAAUAAUUGUAGAAUGUGAUAAUUUUUUUCUACUUUAAGUAAAACAAAAAAUCACAUUACUUUUUUGUAUGUUUUUUUUCAAAUAUUACAUAUUUUUAUUAUA